This is a messenger RNA of Setaria italica (foxtail millet), 2147 nucleotides long. Its product is annotated as delta(24)-sterol reductase. The record is from RefSeq and is a predicted model, not a curated record. The coding region runs from base 182 to 1867 and encodes 561 amino acids. The transcript has 3 exons. Gene Ontology annotation, cellular component: cytoplasm; membrane. Lineage: Eukaryota; Viridiplantae; Streptophyta; Magnoliopsida; Poales; Poaceae. Gene Ontology annotation, biological process: steroid metabolic process. Gene Ontology annotation, molecular function: FAD binding; oxidoreductase activity, acting on the CH-CH group of donors, NAD or NADP as acceptor.
UGCGUUUAAAACCCAACCCAACCCCCCCACCGCUCUCUCCCGUCGAGAUCCCCAUCUGCAGCGGAGGCGGCAGCAGCAGCAGCUGACACCAGACGCUGCUGCACCGCAGCGGAGGAGGCCCUUCCUCUUCCGGUUGCAUCGGUGAUUCGGAGCACCCCUUUGCCGGCCGGCCGGCCUGACCAUGGCGGACGUGCAUGAACCAUUGGUGCGCCGCAAGAGGAAGAAGGUUUUGGUGGACUAUUUGGUGCAGUUCCGAUGGAUCCUUGUUAUCUUUGUGGUCCUUCCGAUUUCAUCUCUGAUCUACUUCAAUAUCUAUCUGGGCGACAUGUGGUCUGCCAUGAAGUCAGAGAAGAAGCGCCAGAAGCAGCAUGAUGAGAAUGUGCAGAAGGUUGUGAAGCGGCUCAAGCAGAGGAACCCAAAGAAGGAUGGCCUUGUUUGCACAGCCAGGAAGCCCUGGAUUGCUGUUGGCAUGCGCAAUGUGGACUACAAGCGUGCCAGGCAUUUUGAGGUUGACCUUUCUGCCUUCAGGAAUAUCCUUGAGAUUGACAAAGAGAGGAUGGUUGCCAAGGUUGAGCCCCUUGUGAACAUGGGUCAGAUUACCAGAGCUACCUGCCCCAUGAACCUUGCCCUUGCAGUCGUCGCUGAGCUCGACGACCUCACUGUUGGUGGGCUGAUCAAUGGUUAUGGUAUCGAGGGUAGCUCUCACCUCUAUGGGCUUUUCUCUGACACAGUUGUUGCAAUGGAAAUUGUCCUUGCAGAUGGCCGUGUUGUUAGAGCCACCAAGGAUAACGAGUACUCUGACCUUUUCUAUGGCAUUCCCUGGUCCCAGGGAACACUUGGGUUCCUUGUCUCUGCUGAGAUCAAGCUCAUUCCCAUCAAGGAAUACAUGAAGCUCACCUACAUUCCAGUCAAAGGGAAUCUGAAGGAUAUCGCGCAGGCCUAUGCUGAUUCUUUCGCGCCAAGAGACGGUGACCCUGCAAAGGUCCCUGACUUUGUUGAAGGAAUGGUGUACACUGAGAGCGAGGGUGUGAUGAUGACUGGUGUUUAUGCUUCAAAAGAAGAGGCAAAGAAGAAGGGCAACAAGAUCAACUGCGUCGGGUGGUGGUUUAAGCCUUGGUUCUACCAGCACGCUCAGACGGCACUGAAGAGGGGUGAGUUCGUGGAGUACAUCCCAACAAGGGAGUACUACCACCGCCACACCAGGUGCCUGUACUGGGAGGGGAAGCUGAUCUUGCCGUUCGGUGACCAGUUCUGGUUCAGGUUCCUGCUGGGUUGGCUGAUGCCACCAAAGGUGUCUCUGCUGAAGGCGACCCAGGGUGAGGCUAUCAGGAACUACUACCAUGACAACCACGUGAUCCAGGACAUGCUGGUGCCGCUGUACAAGGUUGGAGAUGCCCUUGAGUUUGUCCACCGCGAGAUGGAGGUGUAUCCGUUGUGGCUGUGCCCUCACCGUCUGUACAAGCUGCCUGUGAAGACGAUGGUGUACCCUGAGCCUGGAUUCGAGCACCAGCACAGGCAGGGCGACACGAGCUAUGCGCAGAUGUUCACGGACGUGGGCGUGUACUACGCCCCCGCUGCUGUGCUAAGGGGUGAGGAGUUCAACGGCGCGGAGGCGGUGCACCGGCUGGAGCAGUGGCUGAUCGAGAACCACAGCUACCAGCCUCAGUAUGCUGUGUCUGAGCUGAACGAGAAGGACUUCUGGAGGAUGUUCGACGCGUCCCACUACGAGCACUGCCGUCGCAAGUAUGGGGCGGUGGGGACGUUCAUGAGCGUGUACUACAAGUCGAAGAAGGGGCGGAAGACAGAGAAGGAGGUGCAGGAGGCGGAGGCGGCCAUCCUGGAGCCAGCCUAUGCAGAUGAGGCCUAGUCCUAGCUGUUGAUGAAGCGGCGUUUGUGAUUUAGAUGUCGGCAGCGGCAGCAGCAGCAGCAGCGUUUGUUUUGUUUACCUGAUGAUGGGAUUUGGAACGAGAUGUUGGUCUCGGUUCUGCUUGCUUAGAAUAACUUGUUGAUUGUGUAGUGUGUUUGUCUCUGUUGGUCAGUCGUUGCCGCCAUUGGUACUAUGUAGUGAGUGGCUUUUUAUCAUUUGUAAUGGAAUUGCUGAACUUAAUUCGGGAUUAGCAUGGAUAGCUCUUUUGUGUCUUGUCUAA